AUCACAAUAAAAAAAAACUUUUUUCUCUCUUAAUAUAUUUAAUAUAUACCACCGUAUAUAGAAAUGUCUAGUGAGAGUAAUGUUGUUGUUAUGGUUCAUUGGAAUGGCUCUACAUUUCAAAAAGAUGAUGAAAUAGAGUACUCCAUUCCUCCUAGGGCGGUACUAUUCAUCACCGAAGAGGAUGAUUUUACCAGUAUAUACGAGAGUGUUCUAAACCAUGUUAGAAGUGAGGGAUUUUCCGAAAUUAAAUUAAUUCACGGAAAAUUGCCGAAAUAUAAGAACUCGGUAUAUGUAGCUUCUAGACUAUGGCCCAUUCACGAUGAGAAGACAUGGACUCAUUUUUUCAAGAUUGCUAGAAAUGAGUACGAUGAAUUGCACAUUUACGCGGAAGCUAUACCAGCCCCGUCACAAAAUGUGACGUUCCAUGAAGCUUCUACAAAUAAUAAUGCUAUGCUUCAAAAUAGCGGAAGGGGUCCAUCAUCAAUAUAUGGCCGGAGGAACAAGCCCCAAACGUUUCAGAACUUCGAAUCUCCAGGUAUGUAUUGUUCAUGUUAAAUACAAUUUGAAAUGAAUUGGUUUUAUGUGUUGACAUUUAUUGUUAAUAGUUUAAUAAAUAGUUAAAUGUUAUAUAGUGAUCGAAUAGUUAAAAUAAAAAGUUAUCAACGAGACCUUUAAAAUAAAGUAAUAGAGGAGCAAAUUGUAUGAAUUGCAUAAAAUUUCUAAUAGUUUAAUUUAAGUGCGGAUCUGACCCCUCGAUCUAUAAUAAAAAUUAAACGGGUACAAAUUUAUCACAUAAGACUAGUUCACUGUAUUUAUCAUGUGCCGGUAAUUUAUUUUUAGGUGUUUUGAUAAUAGUACAUUACACUAGUUUAAAGAAUAGUACAUUACACGAGUUAAAAUAAUACGUAGUAGUACAUUACGUGUCUCAAAAAAUAAUUAAGGACUCAUUCAAUUAAACAAGAACACAUUCAAUACUAGUGACCUAUGUUGUAAAAACCGAAUCGGGAAGUGACCCGGCCGAAUGAGCGGGUCAUGGGUCAACCCGGACCUAGCAGGUCAAUCGUCGGGUCAACCCGGUCAACGCCAGAAAACUCGGUCAACAUAGAAAUUAAAUUAUUACUCUGAAAUAUACAAAUUUUAACAAAAUAUAAAAUGUAUUUUAAGUUAAAUUGACAAUACAUACAAAUAUGAUGCUUAUUUAAAAAGUUUAAUGUUAUAUAAGUAUAUACUUUCAGUUAUUAAUACAGUAAUAGUACAUAGUCUUUAUUAAUGUUGUUAUAUUUUAUUAUGAUGAUCAUUACUCCGUAUUAUUUAUCAAGUAGUAGACUAGUAGUUAGCUAAAUUGACAAUAAAUACAACUAUGAUGCUUAUUUAAAAAGUUUAAUGUUAUAUAAAUACUUUCAGUUAUUAAUAUAAUAAUAGUGCAUAGUGUUUAUUAAUGUUUUAUAUUUUAUUAUGAUGAUUAUUAGGAUGUUUUUGCUUGGACUGUAAUUUACUGGUCUGGUCUGGUCUGGUUUCUUUGUAUUUUUAUAACUAUCCAAGUCUGGUCUGGUCUGGUCGUACCUUAUUUGGUAAAGUUUGUGUGGCUCAAAAUUAUUCUUACUUUAUUCUUACUUUAUUCUUAUUUUAUCAAUUAAUAUCAACCGCACAAACUUAAUUAGUUUAUACGUAGUACUUAUUUAUCAAGAAGUAGACUACUAGUUAAUAUCAACCUCAGUGGUCCAACUGUAUAUACAAAGGAUCGGUGGAUCGAGAUGUGCACGGAGUCGGCUGGUUUCACUCCUCAAGAGACCGGUUUGCGCACAUCAGAUAUUGUUAUGAGUAGUGUUAUGCGUUGCCCAAUACUACCUCAUAGUACAGACGAAGAGGUCACCCAGCACGCUAGGGUCAUAAUAUGGCAAUUAUUGGGAGGCUUUUUAUUCCCUGACACGAGUUUGAGCAGAAUAAGAUUGUAUUUUUUGGAGCUCUUGCAGGAUGACUUGGCUUUACCCCGGGACCUCAACAGCGUACGCUUGUACCGGGACCUCUUAGACCGCAUGACUGAGAGCCAGUUUGAUUUCUUUCCCUACCCAUUCGACGCACUCCCACAAAUCUGUGUUGAUGCCAUUCGGCUUUGGGCAUAUGAGGGGAUGCUCGUAUUUUGCAAUAUGACUGAAAGGCAUUACCCCGAUCGAUUUCUUCGGCAGUUCCAUAUAAUGCAAGAUAUUCCGAAAGACACUGAGCAGGGGAAUGAUCAUCACGCUAGUCGUUCCGCUGUAUCAUCAUCUGUGUUAACAUGGUGGGCGGACCGACAUAAUCAUGUAUACGCCCUGGAUUAUGAACAAAAAAUGAAUCUCGAAGCGACCGAUAGGUACCGAAGAUGGUACUCGCUGCAUGGGAUGAUACGUGUCAGGAACCCUUCUCAUGUUGCGCCCGCGAUAGGCUACACCCCGACAACACGCGAUUGGGGCCUUAUGAAGCAGGGCAUGCACGAUGUGUAUCAGCUCGCCAACAGGGCAGGUUAUGAGGACGUAAAAGAACGGCUUGAGCGGUUGCCCCUGGAAUUAGGUAAUGAAGAGAUGCUCCACCAUGGCGUAUUCCUUUACCCGGAUGCACAAGAGGAGCCCGCUCAUGUCCCUCGUCGUAGGCCACACCGACGAAGAAAUGCUCCCACCCGUGAUCGUAGACAUGGUCACGCUGAUGAAGAUAGAGAUGAAUAUGCAGGUGACGGUGGAAAUGAGGAAGAGGGUAAUGCAGAUGAAGUUGAAGGUUGGGGUGAGGAAUCACAACCGCCCCCUCAAUUCUCUUCGCAUCAAGAUUUCCCAUUUUUUGAACCACCGACGUAUUAUGGUUCUUAUCAGUACUCUACACAGUCGGAUGCAUAUGUUUCCACUUAUGAAGACACAACGGGGGUUUGGAACACCGGCGGCAGGGACAUGGCAGGGCCGAGCACGCAAUGUUAGAUGUAGUAUUAAGUUUAUUAUUGUAGUAUUAAGUUUAUUAUUGUAUGUACAAUCUAUCUAUUUAUUACGGAGUAAUAAAUUACAUUGAAAACUAUUCACUUACAUUACAAUUACAAAAAUUGCAUUUUAAACAAAAUCAAAUUGUUAUUUGAUUU
Messenger RNA from Cuscuta epithymum, 3097 nucleotides. The record is from the annotation of a GenBank genome assembly. NCBI's taxonomy places the organism in Eukaryota, Viridiplantae, Streptophyta, Magnoliopsida, Solanales, Convolvulaceae.